Nematocida ausubeli is the source of this 408-nucleotide messenger RNA. RefSeq lists its product as uncharacterized. Bases 1 to 408 code for a protein of 135 amino acids. NCBI's taxonomy places the organism in Eukaryota, Fungi, Microsporidia. The transcript has a single exon. The record is from RefSeq and is a predicted model, not a curated record.
AUGGCUUUUCCGGGUGAAAGUAAGUAUAUACCGCGUAUUAUUAGGCCGUAUGUAAAUAGUACAGCCACUUGCAUUGUAGAAUUCAUAGCAUAUGGUCACGUAUUAUUACGUAUAAUAGCCAUAGAUGGGAUAAAAUCAAUAGAAGUUUCUGCAGUUUUGCAUAGAGAAGAUGCACUGUACGGGAUAAAGGAUGAUGCAAAAUUGAGUGAAUUAUUUUCACCUGGGGAUACAGUGCAUGGAAGGGUUUUAUCACUUGGGAAGAAGGGAAAUGUGGUUAUAUCCACAGCAGAUGCAUCCCAUGGUGUAGUGAAGGCAAAGGACUUUGAGACACUGGAAGACGUACGGAUGACAAAGAACAAGUUCAUCCAUAAUGGGAAGGAAUUGAAUAGAAAGGCAGCCAUCCUGUGA